UUCGUGAUCCUUUUAAAAUUCUCUUACGAGCCCGGGCAAUUUCAUUGUUCAAGCCUGCAUUUAGCAUAAUUCAAACAACUCUCAACUCUACCAAUCUACGGUAUGCUCUCUUGAAAUGUUAAAUGUUUGAAAUACAAAGCCGCCGAAAUUCUUCUGAAAAGCAAGGAAAACGAUUUCUGCACGUUGAGCUCCGAUGCAUCUGUGCAUUACACUCUGCACAGGGAAACUAAUAGUUGAGAGUUAGGACCGCGUCGCCGGAAAGCCCUGAAAAGCUUUUUUUUCUUACUAAAGAGAAAUACAUUUAACAACAUCAAGCUGGCUCACACUCUUCCAAACCAGACCAGUUUGACAGCUGCUCUUCACCCCCUUUGGAGGACUGUCAACAGCAAGAGGAUGGCAUCAGAACUGGCAAUGAGCAACUCCGACCUGCCCACCAGUCCCCUGGCCAUGGAAUAUGUUAAUGACUUCGAUCUGAUGAAGUUUGAAGUGAAAAAGGAGCCGGUGGAGCCCGAUCGCAGCAUCAACCAGUGUAGCCGCAUGAUCGCCGGGGGAUCCUUGUCUUCCACCCCGAUGAGCACGCCUUGCAGCUCGGUUCCCCCUUCUCCAAGCUUCUCGGCGCCCAGUCCGGGCUCGGGGAGCGAGCAGAAGGCACACUUGGAGGAUUUCUACUGGAUGACCAGUUAUCAGCAGCAGUUGAACCCGGAGGCUCUGGGCUUCAGCCCCGAAGACGCAGUAGAGGCGCUGAUUAACAGCAGUCACCAGCUUCAGACAUUCGAUGGCUAUACUAGAGGGCAGCAGUUUGCCGGUGCAGCCGGGGGAGGAGGCACCAUGGCCGGGGAAGAGAUGGGAUCAGCCGCCGCGGUGGUCUCCGCAGUUAUCGCUGCUGCAGCCGCACAGAACGGAGGUCCACACCACCACCACCACCACCAUCACAAUGCGGGGCACCAUCAAGCGCCGGGAGUCUCGAACAACUCCGGAGGAAACCACCAGCACAUGCAUUUGGAUGACCGGUUUUCGGAUGAGCAGCUGGUGACCAUGUCGGUGCGAGAGCUCAACCGGCAGCUACGGGGGGUCAGCAAGGAAGAAGUAAUCCGGCUCAAACAAAAGAGGAGAACCCUCAAAAAUAGAGGCUAUGCCCAGUCCUGUCGCUACAAACGUGUCCAGCAGCGGCACGUCCUGGAGGGAGAGAAGACCCAGCUCAUUCAGCAAGUUGAACACCUCAAACAAGAGAUCUCCAGGCUGGUCCGGGAGAGGGAUGCCUACAAGGAAAAAUACGAGAAGCUCAUCAGCAAUGGCUUCAGAGAAAACGGAUCCAGCAGUGACAACAAUCCUUCCUCCCCGGAGUUUUUCAUGUCGUCUCGGAAGUUUCUUCACCUGUGACCAGAGAGCCUACUCCUUCCUCACCCCGCCCUUGCAGACUGAGAUAACAUGGCAGUGGAACGCCGAGGCAGACCCAUGGCACAGGGCCUCCCACAAAGCAC
This is a messenger RNA of Alosa sapidissima (American shad), 1481 nucleotides long. It is a transcript of the gene mafa, whose product is annotated as v-maf avian musculoaponeurotic fibrosarcoma oncogene homolog a (paralog a). Bases 394 to 1380 code for a protein of 328 amino acids. The record is from RefSeq and is a predicted model, not a curated record. Gene Ontology annotation, molecular function: DNA-binding transcription factor activity, RNA polymerase II-specific; RNA polymerase II cis-regulatory region sequence-specific DNA binding. The transcript is spliced from 3 exons. Gene Ontology annotation, cellular component: nucleus. NCBI's taxonomy places the organism in Eukaryota, Metazoa, Chordata, Actinopteri, Clupeiformes, Clupeidae. Gene Ontology annotation, biological process: regulation of transcription by RNA polymerase II.